GGUUCAAAAAGUUCGUGCUGUUGGUGUUAGCACGGUGUUAGUGUUGUUUCAGGUGUAUUUGUUGGCGCUGAUUGUUUUCAGAUCGUACCCAUUAAACAAACAAAAAACGUUGAAAAAUAAAAUAAUUAAAAUAAAAUAAGAAAUGUAUGUGGGUUUUUAUACGUUUUUCCAAGUACCCGCAUUUUCCUGAUUGAACACAGACAUUUCUGUGGAACUGCACGGGAAUGGUUGCAAGUACUACAUUGUGUAACGUUUGGAAUAUACUUACCGAGAAACAGUAAAACAAAGUUUAAUCAUUAGGUUUACUGCCCGAAAAGAUCUAGUUAUAAGUUAGAACAAGAUUCAGCAAAAUUGUUACUACACCACGACACACGUCAUAACACGUGACGAAGCUUUUUCACUGGAAAUCAUUCUGUGUAGUGCAAAGCAGUCACAGGAUUUGUUUCAAUUUUGAAGAGUUCUUCCUCCUCACAUAUGUCAGUUCUAGACAAGAACCCGGCACGGUACUCCGGUUGAAACAUUCCCAAAAACCUUGAAACCACGUCCUCAGUGACUGCAUUAAAGUUUAAUGUAAAAAAGGGCCUAUGAUGAGAUACUUGGCGGGAUAAACAUAUGCUACCCAUAUUUCGCAACUACGAACUACCCUAAAAAAUGUCAGGACGUGUCGAGCUAAGAAUCUCUAUCAAAUAAAAUUGCUGAUACGACUUUUUAUAGCCGAGUGAAGAACCAAAGCAUUUGAAACGCGGAUUAGACAACUGGAAACCAGCAUCAACAAUUAAAGCUUUAUUUUUGCUGCUUUCACAGAUAGACUCGUAACGUUUUCCACGACAAUGGAUUCCGUUAAUCUUUCAUCCUUUAACGACAGGCGUGCCAGCCAAGCUAGUAAUAACAUCAACCCAACCGAAACAAAUGUGCCAAAAUCUUUCGAAUCAUCUUCGAAUGACAGAGAAGGCCAACUUAAUCUAGCUUUCGUUAAUGAGGACGACAUCGCCCUGAGAAUGAGACGUAUGAAAAAUUAAUUGAUGUCCCAGAACUGGGAAAGGGAUCAUUCAGUUUCGUACAUUGUGGGCUUUCACUGGGCCAGGUUUCUUGAUGAGCAUCGCUUACUUAGACCCUGAUAACAUCGAGUCAGAUUUGCAGUCUGGAGUUGUGGCUGGCUACAAAUUACUAUGGGUGCUGAUGACUGCCACAAUUAUGGGACUGCUGGUGCAAAGGUUAGCUAUCCGAUUGGGCACGGUUACAGGCCUACAUCUAGCCGAGAUGUGCUACAAGCAAUACCCAAGAACACCACGCAUCAUAUUAUGGAUUAUGACGGAAAUUGCAAUUAUUGGGUCUGAUAUUCAAAAAGUAAUUGGAACUGCACUUGCGAUUUACAUUCUUUCUGACAAGGCAGUUCCCAUUUGGGGUGGUGUGCUUAUUACAGUUUUUGACACUUUCACUUUCUUACUCCUUGACAAAUAUGGGUUGCGCAAAUUGGAAUUUUUAUUUGGAUUUCUCAUUACCGUAAUGGCCGUUACAUUCGGAUACGAAUAUAUUCACGAUCCGCCACCACAAAUCGAAGUGAUCAAAGGCCUCUUCGUUCCAGGUUGUGCGGAAUGCGGACCUGAAGGUGAGCUUCGAGCUGUUGGGAUAGUUGGUGCUGUCAUUAUGCCUCAUAAUCUAUUUCUCCAUUCUGCUCUGGUCAAAUCUCGCAAAGUCAACCGAAGGGAUAAGCAUUCUGUCCAACAAGCCAACAUGUACUACUUUAUUGAGUCAUGUACAGUGCCGGUCCAGUUAUAGAACCGGCCUGUGCGCGGUUAACGGCUCGGGGGUUUUGUGUUUUUGCCUGACAGGGUUCAGGUCCCUGAACGAGAUGGAGUUGCAACUGAAUGCGA
Molecule: messenger RNA, 1874 nt
Organism: Daphnia magna
Lineage: Eukaryota; Metazoa; Arthropoda; Branchiopoda; Diplostraca; Daphniidae
Product: protein Malvolio
Exons: 8
Coding region: 1093-1779 (228 amino acids)
Biological process (GO): manganese ion homeostasis; response to manganese ion; metal ion transport
Cellular component (GO): apical plasma membrane
Molecular function (GO): iron ion transmembrane transporter activity; manganese ion transmembrane transporter activity; cadmium ion transmembrane transporter activity
Source: RefSeq, a predicted model, not a curated record